Trematosphaeria pertusa is the source of this 1924-nucleotide messenger RNA. RefSeq names its product alpha/beta-hydrolase. The transcript is spliced from 4 exons. The record is from RefSeq and is a predicted model, not a curated record. NCBI's taxonomy places the organism in Eukaryota, Fungi, Ascomycota, Dothideomycetes, Pleosporales, Trematosphaeriaceae. Gene Ontology annotation, molecular function: catalytic activity. The coding region runs from base 281 to 1687 and encodes 468 amino acids.
CUUGGACCCUGCCGCGUGGGACAAAUCACCUGCCUCUGCAUCGCAAUGGGAGGGUUAAAGACGCGCCUGCUGCCCUUCUCACGGCUUACACGCCUUCUUCUUAGUUGCUUCGAGCAUCGUUUGUCCUCUCGAACUUACCCGACAUCGUCUUUGAAUCCCUCUACAGUAGCUGGGCUCAGCGGAUGAGCUCGGAAUUUGUUCGACCCCAAUCCCAGGGUCUCCAGCCUGAGCUUUCGGAGAGCGUUCCUGUGAAAGCGAAAUCGUUGGUUAUUGCGGCAUCAUGCUUGGAGAGAUCGUCUGGCGGGGCUUCAGCCUUUUGUAUGGAUUCGUGAGCUGGAUCGCCAUGGUGGCGAGGGCGGUGAUUCGGGAGGGCGCGUUUACGAAGAAAAUGGACGAAGAGGAGAAGAGGCAAUUGGCUGCGGCUCAGAAGAGAUACUGGAGCCUCGACCAAGAACCGUUCCCCGGCUUCACGCACAGGUUCUUCAGGCUUAGAAAUGGCUUGAAGCUCCAUUAUGUCCUCAAUUCGAAUGCAGGAACCUCGUCGGCUAAGAAUGUAGCUAUAUUCAUCCAUGGCUUUCCUGAUUCCUUCCUCCUCUGGCGCAAUAUCCUCAAGUCUUCGUCCCUCGAGUCCCACAUCUUGAUCGCAGUCGAUCUCCCUGGCUACGGUGGCAGCGAUAGUUUCCCAAGAUACGGUCCGAACGAGGUGUUGGAGGCAAUGGCGGAGUUUAUACUGGGCAUGCGGACAGAACAUAUGAAAGAAGGGAGCAAGAUGGUGGUCGCGAGCCAUGACUGGGGAGCCAUUGUGAGCGCCAGGCUUGCGGCGGAGGCCAGCCAGUUGGCGGAUCGGUGGGUUAUUGCGAGCGCUAUCAUUCCUGAACACGUCCUCUCCAAUGCAUCCACCCGCUUCGCCUCCGCAAAGCAAAUGCUGCACACUUACCUCCGCCGCCCGCUCAACAUCCGACUCCUUAAAAACGCCCUUUCCACCCUCGUUCCCAUCAUCUCGCAGCUCGGCCGCUCCUUCUACGUCUUCAUCUUCAGACUCCCAUAUCCAUUCUCUACCUCCUUCGUCACUUUCGGGAACUAUUGGUUCCUCAAGCUUCUCCACAACGUCGCGGCAGGCCUGCUGAGGCCAGACGGCUCAUGGUCAAGGAAACUUGGUUCGAAAGAGACGGCUGAAUUUCUCUCUAUGAGCGCCGGGCCCAGUGUGACGCAGAUUUUGGAGGCUGAGGGGGAGUAUCCCGAGAGUGUGAGGAAGAGGGCGGGGGACUGGGGAAUGAGCGAGAAGAUCAGGAUAUAUCGCGAGCAUUUGCUGCUCAAUCCGUGGGAGAAGUCGCUAGAGACCGUCGUUGAGCUUUCGGAGAUCCCGACAUCGCUUAGGCGUUCUAGCUCCGGUGCCGGCUUCCUCGAUGAAGGCCCAGCGGGCGCGCUCAAGGCGCCUGCUACUGUCGUAUACGGCAUUGAGGACCGAAGCUUUGAUAAGAGGUUGGGACUAGAGGGACUUGGGGACUAUUUAGUCAAGGGCAGCCAAUUGCUGACCAUCGCCGGCGCGGGCCAUUGGCUACCGUUCGAGGGCGUUGGAAGCAAAGUCCUGGAAGAGGUCGUCGACUGGGCUAUGGGUGACGAGAACGAGCCUUUGAGCGAAACUCUUGAGGCAAUGAAGGAUGUGAGGUUCGUUGUGGAGAAGUAGAAUUACUUCACGGACAAUACUCGGUGGCAGUUCGAUCCGCAUGCAGUGCAAUGAUGCGUUGGAGCUGAGGCGAGGCAAUGUGCCUUUUGCUGGAGAUUGGGGUAAGAAAUGGAGAAAUUCCCCAUGGAAGUGGGAGUAGAAAGGGCAUGCUCUCACAGUCAUGACUGUAUGAUAUCUCAGAAUCUGUUAGGGCGUAUGCCUCCCCACGAAACUCUCUCUUAAUAUCAAAGAUGUCAC